GUUUUAAUUGCAAGUGGAAAGCAGGUCUUUGAAAUACGAUGGCUACUACUCAUCAGCUUUUACAGAUGAGGCAAAAGAAAAAGUCCUCCAAGGAAUCGGUGUUGUUCCCCAACCAAAUUGCUACAGAGCAGCAGUCUGUGGUGCUGGUGAAAAGACUUCUGGCCAUCUCUGUAUCCUGUAUAACAUACAUGAGAGGGCUGUUCCCAGAGAGCUCGUAUGGAACUCGCUAUUUAGAUGACCUCUGUCUAAAAAUUCUCCGAGAAGAUAAAAGCUGUCUGGGAUCAUUGCAGAUAGUCAAGUGGAUUCAAGGUUGUUUUGAUGCUUUGGAGAGGCAGUAUUUACACAUUGCUGUCCUCGCAAUUUACACCAAUCCCAAGGAACCGGAGACAGUGACUGAACUGUAUCAAUUCAAAUUCAAGUACAAAAAGGAGGUGCCCCAGAUGGACAUCAUCAGCAACCAAAUGAACUUUGUGAAUGGGCUGUGCAGCGAGGAGGACAUUAAACAGGCCAGCAGGCUCCUGAUCCGUAAACUGUACCUGUUAAUGCAAAACCUCGGGCCUCUUCCCAAUGACAUUACCCUGACCAUGAAACUCCUCUACUACAAUGAUGUAACUCCCAAAGAUUAUCAGCCUCCAGGCUUUAAGGAUGAUGGCAGCCCUGGUGACCUGUUUUUUGAUGGCGAACCUGUCAACCUGAGAGUCGGGUCAGUCUCCACUGGGUUUCACCUCAUGAAAGUGAGAGUGACAGCUGAAAAGAAAAGAAUGGGGACAAUUGCAAGCAACCUGAUCCAGGAGAAUGGACCUACUGAGAUCUCCCAUCAAGGGUUAGACUGUGAUGAAGAGGAAGAGGAGUGGAAUACAAAGAGUCACCCUGUCCCUGUCAGAGCAGAUUCAAGUGAGCGUGGAGAGCACAGAAGUGACACCCAUCCAGGCCUGAAAACGGAAGCAUCUUCUUUUUACCUUCAAGGCACAGGUGGAGAGAUGACAGGAAUAAAGGAGACAGACAGGAUACCUUGCUCAAGGGCAUCUCAGCAGAUAAGCUGCCUGAACCUCGCGUUUAGCCAGGAAGAGGUAAUAGGACCCAAGAAGAAAAGGAAGGUCAGUGAACCAGAGAAGCUGCUUCUGGAAGGCAGGAAAUGA
Messenger RNA from Charadrius vociferus (killdeer), 1139 nucleotides. It is a transcript of the gene HORMAD2, whose product is annotated as HORMA domain containing 2. Lineage: Eukaryota; Metazoa; Chordata; Aves; Charadriiformes; Charadriidae. Bases 39 to 1139 code for a protein of 366 amino acids. The record is from RefSeq and is a predicted model, not a curated record. The transcript is spliced from 12 exons.